Molecule: messenger RNA, 1389 nt
Organism: Penicillium atrosanguineum
Lineage: Eukaryota; Fungi; Ascomycota; Eurotiomycetes; Eurotiales; Aspergillaceae
Exons: 2
Coding region: 1-1389 (462 amino acids)
Molecular function (GO): oxidoreductase activity, acting on paired donors, with incorporation or reduction of molecular oxygen; monooxygenase activity; iron ion binding
Source: RefSeq, a predicted model, not a curated record
AUGCCUACUGAGAUCCCCUCGCCGCCUGGUAUUCCCAUUCUGGGUAAUGUGUUCGAUGUCGACCCCAAUAACACCUGGACCUCGUUGAACAAGCUGGCCGCUCAAUAUGGCCCAAUUUUUAAGAUCAAUGUGCUGGGUCACCAGAUCGUGUUUGUUGGCAGCGUCGCCCUUCUAGAAGAGAUUUGCGACCAGACCCGAUUCCGAAAGUGUGUGACGGGCCCCGUGGUCGAGAUCAGGUAUUCAGUUCACGACAGUCUGUUCACCGCGUACGAGGGCGAGAAGAGCUGGGGCAUCGCCCAUCGUAUUAUGUACCCGCACGUCACCCAGGAAGCAACCGAUGUCGCGUUCAACGACAUGGCCGAAGUGAUUCCCGACUUGACUAAGAAAUGGAGCGCCAAUCCCAAGCAAAAAGUUAAGGCGUCUGACGACUUGGAUCUUAUUCUGUUGGCGUCCUGUAUGAAGUGUUUCUUCAAUCAACGUGUCCACGUUCUGGAGAAGGGCGAGGAAGCCACCAAGGGUUGGGGUAUGGUACAGGGCUGGGAAGGUGCUACAAUGGAGGCGCUGAAGCGCCCUACUCGUCCCAAAGUUCUCAACUGGCUGUACCAGAGCCGCUUCUCCAGCCUCACCAAGACUAUGCGCUCGUACGCCAAGGACAUCGUCAACAGCCGCAAGAACAACCCCGAACAAUCCCGCAAGGACAUGCUGGAUGCGAUCAUCAACGGUGUUGACCCCGAGAGCGGCGAGAAGCUUAAUGACUCCCAAAUGCUCGACGAGGUCAUCAACAUCUUCAUCGGCGCCGCCACUGCCGCCAAUCUGCUCUCUUACGCCAUCUACUACCUGAUCAAGAACCCUGAAGCACACAAGAAGGCCUGCGAGGAGAUUGACUCCGUCGUCGGAGACGGUCCCAUCGACCUCGUUCACCUGAAGCAACUUCACUACGUGGAAGCCUGCCUCCGCGAAACCAUCCGUCUCUCCGCCACAGCCCCAGGCUUCAAUAUCGAGCCAAUCCCCUCCGACAGCAAGGCACCCAUUUUGCUCGCUGGUGGCGAGUACCAAAUUCCACACAACCAGCCCAUGAUCGCCGUCCUCAGCGCCGUCAAUCGCGACAAGUCCGUCUUCGGCGAAGACUCUGAAGAAUUCCGCCCCGAGCGCGUAAUAGGCGACAAAUGGGAUAAGCUCCCCACCGCCGCUAAGAAGGGCUUCGGUAACGGCAAGCGCGAGUGCAUUGGAAAACUUUGGGCGUGGCAAUGGUCGUUCUUCACCCUCGCGAACAUCAUCAAGGAAAACACCUUUGAGUUCGCGGAUAAGGACUACGAAUUGCAUGCCAAUGGCGCGUUCAGCAUCAAGCCGUUAGACUUCUGGAUUCUGAUGAGCAAGCGCCAGAAGUAG